AUGACGACCACCACUGCUCCAACAACAGCCGAGGAAAAGGCUACUUCAGUUGCUGCUCCUAUCACCACUACUACUACCACCACCGCUACAAUCACGGCUCCAUCCCAACAGACAUCGUCGACCGGCCUCCCUAUGGCUACUCCAGGUGGCGUCCCUCCUUCGCCUCGUUUGCGACAGAUUUCUGCUACUUCCGCUGCCAGCGUCGCCCGUCGUCCCUCAUCUUCUCUAUCCGAUGCGCGGGAUCCGAGCUCUUCCCGUCGUCACUCAGAACAGAGGAUGCUUCCUCCACCGGCACCUCUUACCCAACCGCCCUUCGCACAACCGCCAUCGCCUGGCGGAAGUAUCAGGAGCGUAAGCAGCAUUAGCGGCAGCGAUAUUGGUGUUGGAAGCGGACCAGGUCCUACCCGUCUGCCCCACCAGUUGUCGCCCGCUGAGAUCUAUGCUGAAGUAGAGAAGGAGCAAGAGGCCGCUGUCAACCGUCUUACUCGACAGCUCUCCAUACUUCGAGCACAACAAACCAUGUCACCCACCUCUCACCCAAUUUCGGACGACCUUAGCGGCACUUACCCUUCCACUUACCUUUCUCCACGUAGCCGUCGAACAUCAUCGAAUGCCUCUACCGCUCUUACUAAUGCCGCUACAAUCGGCAGUACCAUGGCAGGAAGCUCACUCUCGCGCCAGAGCAGUAUCCAAUCCCUCUCCGCCGCUAGAGGCGACCCUACUGCUGCAUCAGCUCCAGUUCCAACUCGCCCGGCCCCUAUCCCUAUGUCUCGCCAGAGUUCCGUUCGUAGCAUUUCUGGUUCGAGGGCCAGUGGCCGAAACUCGCCAGCUCUAGGAGAGUCAGAUAGUCCAUACCCGUAUUUUGGUUCCCAAUACUACUACGCUUCGCCACAUGCCCCACUCGGAAGCAGCAGCUGGAAGGAUAACGCUGGCAUGGCUCAUUUGCACAAUCACCACCACUCGCGAGAGCGAGAGAGAGCCGAGUAUGCUGGUAGUGAGGCAGGGGGCUCAGAGAGGGGCCUAGGUGUCAGCUAUUCUAGCUCAGCCGGUGGACAUCCUCGAUAUGAGGAGGUCCUGACAGCUCGUAACGAAUUGGAGAAUGUCAAGAAGGAGAAUGAAAAGCUCAAGGAGAAGAUCCGAGAGUUGGAGAAGGCUUUGUCUGGUGUUAACGUCACUGGAACCCCGUCAAGUGAAAAAGAAAAGGAGACCAAGCCGGAAACUGAUCUUAAGAGUGGGGAGCCGUGA
Orbilia oligospora ATCC 24927 is the source of this 1245-nucleotide messenger RNA. RefSeq lists its product as uncharacterized. The transcript is spliced from 2 exons. The coding region runs from base 1 to 1245 and encodes 414 amino acids. The record is from RefSeq and is a predicted model, not a curated record. NCBI's taxonomy places the organism in Eukaryota, Fungi, Ascomycota, Orbiliomycetes, Orbiliales, Orbiliaceae.